This is a messenger RNA of Rotaria sordida, 1458 nucleotides long. The record is from the annotation of a GenBank genome assembly. NCBI's taxonomy places the organism in Eukaryota, Metazoa, Rotifera, Eurotatoria, Philodinida, Philodinidae.
AUGCGUUUUUACAAUCCAUUAUAUACUCGAAAAUGGUCUAAAAUAUUUGCACCGUUUUCAACAUUUAUUGCUCAAUUAGGUAAACAAAUCGGUUUACAGCCAAUCUUAAAUAAAAAUACUAAUGAUGAUCUAUCGAUCGAUAUGGAUAGCAUGUCUAAUGGAUAUGUUACUAAAUCAAUUCAUGAUAAUGAAUCAAAUCCGUCCGUAAAUCUUCUAUCAACAUUUUUUUCAACUUUAUCGUUUCCAUUUCGACCUCGUACAUCAUCAAAACUUCCAUAUGGUAAAUUAUUACAUAAAUCUCGUUCAAAAGUAUCAAAAUAUUAUAAAAAACAACGAAAUGGUAAUAUAAAACAUCAUGAAACAAAUUCAAUCUAUCAUCAACUUAAUAUUCAUACAGUAAAUGAUGAAAAUAAUAAUCAAACAAAAAAUGAAUAUAAACAAAAUUCAGUUAUUAUUGAUCUAUUACCAUUACUAUCAUCACAAUCAAAUGAAUCAUUAAUUGAUGAUGAUGAUGAUGAAGAUAAUAAUUAUAAUAAAAAUAAUUCUAUAUUUACAACUGAACAUUAUAUAUGGUUAUUUGUUUUAACAAUACUUUAUUUUACUUGGUUUAUAUUUAUAACUGGAAUAUCAAUUAUACAUUUAAUUAUAUAUUUAGCUUUAAUAUCACUAUAUUUAUUAUCAGACCGCACAAGACGUCUUACAUUAGCUAUAAUGAUUUAUUUAACAUAUUUGUUUUUAUAUGAUGCAUUACAUUUAGUACCAAAUUAUACAGUAUCACAAGUUCAUAUAUAUGAUGUUUAUUUAAUAGAAAAAAAAUAUUUUGGUAUUUCUAUAAAUGGACAUACAAUGACGUUAAAUGAAUAUUUUAAAUUACAUCAUAUGCCUUUAUUAGAUAUUUUAACUGGCAUAUGUUAUCUUCAUUGGAUUCCUAUACCAAUAGCAUACAGCCUUUAUCUCUAUCGAUAUAAAAGCAAACGAGACUAUAUUGAUUUUGCAUUAACAUUUCUAUUAACGAAUAUUCUUGGCUUUAUUAUUUAUUACAUCGUACCAGCUGCACCACCAUGGUAUGUUGAAAUCUAUGGAUUUAAUAUGAAUAUGAAAGUUCCUGGUAAUCCAGCUGGUUUUAUGCAUUUUGAUAAGAUAACAGGACUACGCAUAUUUUCAUCAAUGUAUUCUAAAAAUGCGAAUGUUUUUGCUGCUAUACCAUCUUUACAUGCAGCUUAUCCAGUUAUAACUGUUCUUUAUGGUUCAUUAAGUAAAAGACUUUGGCUACAUAUAGGAUUUGUUUUAUUUACAUUAAGUGUUUGGUUUUCUGCUGUAUAUUCUGGACAUCAUUAUGUGAUAGAUGUUCUCGCUGGUGGUACAUGUGCAGUAAUAGCCUAUAUACUUUAUCAUCUUAUAUCUCGUAUACCAAUAAUAAAUCGAUUACUUGUUGCAUACAAAGCAUCUGUUUUUUGA